CAUUUCUAUUUUGGAGAAUAAUCUCCGCAUGUGAAAUUGUAAAUGUGUUGUUUACUUCGUUGUUAAUCUUAGCUAAACGCCGCGCGCGCGCCGGUUAGCAUCGUUUAUUUUUUGCUGCAGUUUAAAGUAAAUAAAGUGAUGGACGAGGAGCCGGAGAGAGCGAAGCGCUGGGAGGGAGGAUACGAGCGGACAUGGGAGGUGCUGAAGGAGGACGAGUCCGGCUCCCUGAAAGCCACCGUAGAGGACAUUCUCUUCGAGGCCAAACGGAAGAGAGUGUUCGAGAGUCGUGGGCAGGUUCGUCUGGGGAUGAUGCGUCACCUGUUCGUGGUGAUCGACUCGUCUCGCACCAUGGAGGACCAGGACCUGAAGCCCAACAGACUCACAUCUACGCUGAAGCUCAUGGAGUACUUUGUUGAAGAAUACUUUGACCAGAACCCCAUCAGUCAGAUCGGAAUCAUCACCACCAAGAACAAACGAGCCGAGAAGCUCACUGACCUCGCAGGAAAUCCUAAGAAACACGUGACGGCCCUGAAGAAGGCGGUGGACGCGGGGUGUGUGGGCGAGCCGUCUCUCUACAACGCCCUCAACAUGGCCAUGCAGACGCUCAAACACAUGCCGGGACACACCAGCCGAGAGAUCCUGGUCAUCUUCAGCAGUCUGACCACCUGCGAUCCAGCCAACAUCUACGAGCUCAUCAAGACUCUGAAAUCCCUUAAAAUCCGAGUGUCUGUGAUCGGACUGUCUGCUGAGGUUCGGGUGUGUACCGUUCUCACCAGAGAAACAGGAGGAAGCUACAGUGUGAUUCUGGACGAGAGCCACUUUAAGGAGCUGCUGACGUUUCACGUGAAGCCUCCACCUGCCAGCUCGUCCUCAGAGUGCUCGCUCAUCCGCAUGGGUUUCCCUCAGCACGUCAUCGCUUCCGCGUCUGAUCAGGACGCCAAACCGUCCUUCAGCAUGUCGCACUUGGAGAGUUCAGACGGAGGACCAGGACUCAGUCUCGGCGGUUACUUCUGUCCCCAGUGCAGAGGCAAAUACACCGAGCUGCCUGUCGAGUGUAAAGUGUGUGGUCUGACGCUGGUCUCCGCCCCUCACCUGGCUCGGUCGUUUCAUCACCUCUUUCCCCUUGAAGCGUUUCAAGAGCGCCCCCUGGAGGAGCACACAGGAGACAGGUUCUGUCAGGCCUGUCAAGGACAGCUGAAGGACAAAAGUGUGUUCACGUGUCCGGUGUGUGCGAGUGUUUUCUGUGUGGAGUGUGACAUAUUUAUUCACGACACGCUGCACUGUUGUCCAUGCUGUAUACAGAGACAGGACACGUCCUGAGGACACACACACACAGAGAGAGAACUCUCAGCACUUUCUUCUGCUUUGACUCGAUCCUCCUCUACUCAGUGUGUCAGAGUUUGAAUGAAAAAGAUAAUUACAUAACAUCUCACACACACACACACCUUGCAGCAUCAUACACACUUGCAGAUCAUGACUAGCAUUGAGAAAGCAGUGUGUAGGUUUCUCGUCCUGUUGAAUUGUGUUUACUGGCUUCAACACCAAAAGUAUUGGGGCACCCAGCGUUCACAGCCCUGAUCAGUCGGUCUGGAGUUGUUACAGGAGUAUAAUUUGCCUUUUGUCCAUGAGUGUCUGUGAGAGAGGACAGGUAGCUCCUCCUGGUGGGUGGGACACAAAUUACCUGGACAAUAAGAUCAUCAUGAUUUAAACAUUGACACACAAUUAUGUAAUUGUAAUAAAUAGUGCGCUAAAGAGCUGUAGACCUGUUAACCAUUUAAAGAACUGAUAUAAAUGUUUAUAUUUUUCUAA
This is a messenger RNA of Clarias gariepinus (North African catfish), 1809 nucleotides long. It is a transcript of the gene gtf2h2, whose product is annotated as general transcription factor IIH, polypeptide 2. Bases 139 to 1320 code for a protein of 393 amino acids. Gene Ontology annotation, biological process: DNA-templated transcription; regulation of transcription by RNA polymerase II; nucleotide-excision repair. Gene Ontology annotation, cellular component: transcription factor TFIIH holo complex; transcription factor TFIIH core complex. The transcript has 15 exons. Gene Ontology annotation, molecular function: zinc ion binding. The record is from RefSeq and is a predicted model, not a curated record. Lineage: Eukaryota; Metazoa; Chordata; Actinopteri; Siluriformes; Clariidae.